AUGUCGAUAGCUCCGAUCAUCACCUUCAAAGCAGGUAUCUGCGAUCUGGAUACCUCUACCACUCCCGCUGCCGUGAAACCGAAACCUACCCCAGGUUAUGUUUACCUCUACUCCGAAGAUGAUCUUGUCCACUUCUGCUGGCGCUCGCGCAGCGCCUCGCUUGAUGAGCCUGAGCUUGACUUGGUGAUGAUUCCUUCAGAUGGUAGCUUCACUCCCUACCAGCCAUCUGGCAGGGACGCUACGAAUGGCCGCAUCUUCGUCCUAAAGUUCUCAUCCAGCUCUCAGCGAUAUCUCUUCUGGAUGCAGUCGCAGUCUCAACAUGAGGAUGGCGAUCUGAGCUGGUUCAGCCCUCGCGACCUGAAGCUUGGAGAGAUCGUCCAUGUCCUGCUGCAGGGUGAGGAGGUUGAUGUGGAGCACGAGAUCGCCAAUCUUCCAAGCCGGCCCUCUGGCGGUGAUGACGAUGAGACUAUGGAAGAUGUGGAAGGCACCGAUCAUGAUCCCAACCGCUAUCACAGCACAGGUAGCGGAGGCGCUGGCCCUGGUGCGACCGGCGGCGAUAUUCGUGAGGAAGGACAGGAAUCACGAGAGGGUGGUGCUGAUGGUGGACGAGCAGCAACAAGCGGGGAAGAUCCGGCGUCGGUUGUCCAGGACUUUUUGAAGUCACUGGGCGGCGGCCAGAGCCAGAGCCAAUCCCAAGAUCCCGAGCGACCAUCUACGACACUACAAGACCUACUCCCACCCUCCACCACAUUGCAAUUUAUCGAUUCCGUUGAUACCACUACUGCUGAUCAUCUAUUGAGCUUCUUGCCGCCCACGCUUCUUUUGCUGGCGCAGGGGAAUGCCGAGGCUUCGGAAGCUGACACGGACCCUGAACUUGCCCAAGCUGCUCUCCUGUCCCUCGAUCUCUCUCAGAAGAAAGAUAUUCUCCGAAAAGUGCUUCGUUCCCCCCAAUUCACUCAAAGUUUGGCUAGUCUUACCGUGGCUCUCCGUGACGGCGGGCUUCCUAGUAUCAGUGAGGCUUUGCAGAUCCCCGUGGCUAAUGGAGGGUUUAUGCGGAGAGGUGGAGUACCCCUUGGUGGUGGCGAUGCGGUAGAUGCGUUCCUAGAUGGUGUUCGGCAACACGUUAAAGAAAAGGAUUCGCAGAUGGACACCGAUUGA
Molecule: messenger RNA, 1158 nt
Organism: Penicillium paradoxum
Lineage: Eukaryota; Fungi; Ascomycota; Eurotiomycetes; Eurotiales; Aspergillaceae
Exons: 3
Coding region: 1-1158 (385 amino acids)
Biological process (GO): ubiquitin-dependent protein catabolic process
Cellular component (GO): cytoplasm; proteasome regulatory particle, lid subcomplex; nucleus
Molecular function (GO): proteasome binding; endopeptidase activator activity; ubiquitin binding
Source: RefSeq, a predicted model, not a curated record